Molecule: messenger RNA, 429 nt
Organism: Chenopodium quinoa (quinoa)
Lineage: Eukaryota; Viridiplantae; Streptophyta; Magnoliopsida; Caryophyllales; Amaranthaceae
Exons: 2
Coding region: 1-429 (142 amino acids)
Source: RefSeq, a predicted model, not a curated record
AUGUCUUUCCCACAAAGAUUAUCAAAAGCCGUGCUCGAUAAGCAUUUUGGGAAAUAUUCUGAGACUCUUAAGAAGGUAUAUGCUACCAUUCCUUUUUCUGAUCUUGUAAUUCAAAUGCCUCAAUUUUCCAAAUUUGUGAAAGGAAUUCUAGAUCAUAAUCCUAAUGAUAAGGAAUUAGAAAAGUGUGGUUUGAAAAAACUUAAACCUUCCCCCAUAUCUCUUCAAAUGGCUGAUAGGAGUGUUAGACUCCCUAAUGGUGUAGUUGAAGAUGUAUUAGUUGGGAUUGGUGAACUUGUUUUUCCUGUUGACGUUUUUGUAGUGGAUAUGAAAGAAGACCAUAUAAUCCCACUUAUCUUUGGCCUCCCUUUUCUUGCUACAAGUCAAGCUUUAAUAAAUGUUCCUAAAGGACAAGUGACCAUUAGAGCUUAG